UCAUGGGCUCUCUCUUUCUCUCCAUCUCUACCUCUCGAUCUCAUAGCGCUAGCUAGCUAGUCACUUCCACCGGAGUUAGUUAGCUAGCUAGCCAGUGUAAUUCCAGAGAAGGAGCUCGGGUUCGUCUUCUUCGUCUCCGGCGGUCUCGCUUGGGCUUGGCCGGGCGGCGGUGAGAUGGACAACAUGAGCACCCAUCAUCAGAACUCGAGCAGCAGCGCGAGCUCGUGGGAUCUCGACAUGAGCCUCGGCACCCACCACCAUCCUCUCCUCUUCGACCACCACCCCUCCGCCGCCGCCGCUCCCCCUCCGCAGCCGCAGCAGCCAUUGAUACCCUUCCACCUCCACCACCACCACCAUCUAGCAGACCCUUCCCCUUCUUCUUCCUCCCCCCACUUCUUCCAUGGCCUCGAAUUCCACCACCAACAAGAAGAGAUUCAGAUGAGGCCGCCGCCGCCGCCGCUGCAGCAAGAGCAGCAGCAGGGAGCGGCGGAGGAGGCAUUGACGGCGGCGGAGGCGGAGGAGGAGCUUGGGGCGAUGAAGGAGAUGAUGUACCGGAUCGCGGCGAUGCAGCCGGUGGACAUCGACCCGGCCACCAUCAAGAAGCCCCGCCGCCGCAACGUGCGGAUCAGCGAGGACCCGCAGAGCGUGGCGGCGCGCCACCGCCGGGAGCGGAUCAGCGAGCGGAUCCGGAUCCUGCAGCGGCUCGUCCCCGGCGGCACCAAGAUGGACACGGCCUCCAUGCUCGACGAGGCCAUCAGGUACAUCAAGUUCCUCAAGCGCCAGGUCCAGGACCUCCAGUCGCCACCGGCGCCGGGGACGACGACCACCACGGCGGCGGCGGCGUAUCAUGGAUCAGGAUCAGGAGCUGGGCCGAGCAGGCCGCCGGCGGCGUUCCUGGCUGGGCCGAUGGUGGAUUGGGCCGCGGGGCUCACGGCGGCCAGGGGGGAAGUGCAUGGGCCGAGCUCCGAGUCCACGAGCUCGUCCUCCAUGGGCGGCGCGCUCGGCUUCGGCUUCAGCGGCGGCGGGCAGAGCAGCCAUGGGAUGCACUGAGGAAGAACAAGAAGAAUUAAUCGGCUGUGUUCUAUAAUAGGCGACGGAUGCAUGGAUUAACUAGCUACUAGCAAGCAUGUUCUUGGAUCAAUCAAUAUAUGAUGAUGAUGACUAGCAGCAGAGAGGUAAUUUUGAUUUAAUUUCCUCCUAGCUAGUUCCUUCUUCUUUCUUCUUCCUCUUCUUCUUUGAGAGUUUGUUCAUGUACUGCUGUUGAUCGAUCAAUAUCAAUGUU
This is a messenger RNA of Brachypodium distachyon (stiff brome), 1282 nucleotides long. RefSeq names its product transcription factor HEC3. Gene Ontology annotation, biological process: regulation of DNA-templated transcription. The transcript has a single exon. Lineage: Eukaryota; Viridiplantae; Streptophyta; Magnoliopsida; Poales; Poaceae. Gene Ontology annotation, molecular function: protein dimerization activity; DNA-binding transcription factor activity. The record is from RefSeq and is a predicted model, not a curated record. Bases 175 to 1050 code for a protein of 291 amino acids.